Molecule: messenger RNA, 6761 nt
Organism: Dromiciops gliroides (monito del monte)
Lineage: Eukaryota; Metazoa; Chordata; Mammalia; Microbiotheria; Microbiotheriidae
Gene: PRELP
Product: proline and arginine rich end leucine rich repeat protein
Exons: 3
Coding region: 141-1292 (383 amino acids)
Cellular component (GO): extracellular exosome
Molecular function (GO): protein binding; heparin binding
Source: RefSeq, a predicted model, not a curated record
CAGAACUUUGAGCAGUCAGGCUCACAGCUCCAAGCUCCGCUGAAGGGUGGGGGAGGAAGAGGAGGAGAAAGACACUUUGCUGGGACUUAGACACAAAGCUAAGAGGAAGGGCGGGUGUGCACAGGUGAACACCCUGGACCAUGAAGCCCUCUCUCUGUUGGGCCCUCCUUCUCCUCUUCAUCUUAUUCUCAGGAGCCCAUAGCCAAAACAGGCCUCCCAAAAGGCGACCUAAACCUGGGCCCAAACCUAAGCCUACACCCAGAGCCCCUCUUCCAUACAAACCUGAUCUUGAAGAGCCCUCUGAACCCACAGACCUCCCUCCUCCCCUGCCUCCAGGACCCCCAUCAAUCUUUCCUGACUGCCCUAGAGAAUGCUACUGCCCCCCAGAUUUCCCAUCAGCCCUGUACUGUGACAGCCGCAAUUUGCGAAAGGUCCCAGUCAUCCCAUCCCGCAUUCACUAUCUGUACCUUCAGAACAAUUUCAUCACGGACCUUCCCAUGGAGUCCUUCAAGAAUGCCACUGGCCUGAGGUGGGUCAACCUUGACAACAACCGGAUCCGUAAGAUUGACCAGAAGGUAUUAGAGAAUCUGGAGAGUUUGGUUUUCCUCUACAUGGAGAAGAACCAGCUCCAAGAGGUCCCCAUGGCCCUGCCCCGUAACCUAGAGCAGUUGAGGCUGAGCCAGAACCAAAUCAACAGAAUCCCUCCAGGAGCCUUUAGCAAGCUGGAGAACCUGGUGCUCUUAGACCUGCACCACAACAAGCUCAGUGAUGGGGUUUUCAAGCCCGACACCUUCCAAGGUCUCAAGAACCUCAUGCAGCUCAACCUUGCUCACAACAUUCUGAGGAAAAUGCCCCCCAAGGUCCCUACAGCCAUUCACCAGCUCUUCCUGGACAGCAACAACAUUGAGAACAUCCCCAAUGGCUACUUCAGGGGCUUCCCCAACCUCUCUUUUAUUCGGCUCAACUACAACAAGCUGUCUGACAAGGGGCUCCCUAAGAACUCCUUCAACAUCUCCAACUUGUUGGUCCUCCACUUGUCUCACAACAAGCUCAGCAAUGUGCCAGCCAUCAACAACCGACUGGAACACCUGUACCUCAACAACAAUGAGAUUCAGAAAAUCAAUGGGACCCAGAUCUGCCCCAACAACCUGGUUGCAUUCCAUGACUUCUCCUCAGACUUGGAAAAUGUACCACACCUCCGUUACCUGCGACUUGAUGGGAACCAGUUGAAGCCACCUAUCCCACUGGACCUGAUGAUGUGUUUCCGGCUCCUGCAGUCUGUGAUCAUCUAACUCUCAUCUUGAUGCCAACUGGACUUCUCUGAAGAGACUUGAAAACCUCCCAGUCGGGGGGGGCAUGUCCCCACUUCCUGACUUGCUCCAUUGCCUUUUCUACCUUCUCUGGGCUUUUGCUUUGUCCACCGAUGUAGGGCUCCCUAAGGAAAGGAGGAGGACAGUUUCACAUGCCUUAUUGCAUUUCUCUUUCCUUCUCUCAUGUGGGAGUAUGAAGUCCAAGACCUUACUGUUGCCCUACCAGGUUCAAAGAACUGUCUCUCCCACAUAUAAACAUCAACCCCAAACUUCUUGCUAAAUGUAGUCUCCUUUUUUUAAGGAGCCCCUUCAUCCACUUGGAUGUGUCAAAUUAUAUGUACUUUACACAACCUCCUUCUUUCUCUCCUCUACCCUCAAUUACUCCCAUCUCUACUUCACUAUCCCAAUAAUGGUCUGGCCCAUGAAAUGUCAUCUGGAUUAUUGACCUUGAUCUAGGAGAGAAGAUGUCUCUCUUCCCAAGCAGGUCUAGAAAACACCUUUUAUAGCUAGCUCAGGAAAGAAAAGAAAUUUUUAAUCUCUUCUACUACUUCCUUCUCCCAUGAUUAUUCAAGGUUUCUAUAGCCACAUCUGUCUCCUUUUCCACACCCCAUUGGCAUCAAGUCCCAAAUGGGAAGACAUUUGCCCCAUUGCUAUAGCCUAUUGUUUACCAGAAAGACCAUGAAGAAAUGGCCAAUAACUUUUCCUAUAAAGAAGUAGAUCUGGUGUUCUAGCAAGUUCCAGUCUCAGGCAACCUUUGGUAAGCUUUGGAAAUGGACAGAUAGUCUCACGAUGAUGUCAGCUGAGAAUCUGUUCGCACUUUCUGAGAACUGUAGGCUAGAAGCUUCACCCCCUCCUCCCAUAUGCAUAUCCUCUCAUAUUUUCAAGUGUGUUGAGAAAGUAUGGGAUCAGAGAAAGAACAGUGAGUAGAGGGGAAGGUGGGAGGAGGGAAUUAUGAAGUAUCUGGAUGGAAUGGGGUGGUAGGGUUGGGUGAGGCAGAACACAGGAAUAGAAAUGGGAUUUGAAGAAGAGCAGAACCUCCAAGUCUCCUUUGACCACCCACAGUGAGAUGUCUAAUGCCUUCAAGGCACUCACUUCUUAGAAUAUUGGGCUUGGUCAUUCACCUAUGCCAGCUUCAUCAUCUGGUAUCUGUCUAUGUGGCUCUGAAAUAGCCAGAUUAGCAGUUGGAAACUGCCACUAUCUACCCAAUCUUCCUGCUACUCAGAGUAUAGCAAAGAAAGUAGGGAAGAGGGGUGGAACAACUGGAUAUCUCCCAGAAGCCUCUUCCUCAUGUGGAAAUGGACCUCCAUGUCUAAGAUGAGACACAUUAGUGACACCUAGUGGUCAGUAGAGGUUAGUGCUAUGAGUUCCAUUCUUCCUUGACUGUGCUCUUGGUCUCUUGUUCUUUGUCAUGGUCAGUUAGUAUAAACUCUGGUGAUAUCUUUAAAAAAAAAAAAAGGUCCUGUCCUGCAAUCAGCUUCUUACUUCAAAAUGACAAAGGAGUAUAUGUAUCACAGCCUCCCACCAUAUCCACUUCUUGGCAGGCCAUGGGCAUCUCUGAGCAGUGGCUCUUCCUGCUUAAUCUGAUUGUGACAAGUGGUCAGAGUUGAUCACAGAGAAAUGUUGCCUAGCCUUGAUCCAAGUUCUGGCAGCAGCUUCCAGGUCAGAGAUACCUGGUCAGCAUAGGUUCUAUUUUUUUUUUUACCAGCAUUGAUCUUGUAACACAAGUUGGGGAUCUGAGAGCUCCAAUAUGGGAUCCACUUUUUUCAAUCUAUUUAAGGAUCUAUUUUGAGAAAUAAUUAUAAAAAUCCAGUUGGGACCUGGAGGAAACUAAUUAAAAAUUUCAUCUUUCCCCUUUCAUCACUGAUUUUUUCAAUGGGAUAGGUCCAAAGCUUCCAUUCCCCUUCUCAAUAAUUUAUUCCCUCUUCCCUUGCCUAAUAACCAUGUUCCACUCCAUGGGCCUCUCCCUCCCACUCUCCUUUCUUCUUGACUGGCCCCCAAGUUAAACUCCUUGGCUGGUCUCCAAGGUAUACCUGGGGUACUGACAAGAGUACCUCAGUUUUUCUUCCUUUGAAGAAGAUUCUUCUUUCCUGCUUGUUACUAUAUGUCCUAGGCUCUUUAUUAGAUGACCUUGCUCUACCUCUUUUAGUACAGAGCUAUUUUCUCCCUUUGUCACAUUACUUCAAAUAGACUUAUUUAGUCAAUUCUGUGUGUGGCUCACUCCUUUUCUCUUUCUUACAACCACCACCAUGUCCUGAUCUUCUCCUUUUAAUGAUGUCUCAUGCACAUUUGGAGAAAUCACUUCUAUCCUAGAAUAUCCUUAAUCCCCCAAGACCAAACACCACCAGCUAUCUCUUUUUCCCAUUUCUGUGGCAUUGCUCAUGCAGAGUUGAUUAUUUUUCCAUUCUUUCUUCUCCAUUUGAUAAUGGGAAGAUUGCAUUUUUAAUCUCAGAGACUUCCUAUCCACUGAAAGAUUCCAUCAGUAAUGCCCAUGGCAGAAUUACCAUUCAAAAUUCCUUAGGUAAGUCACUUCAACUCUCUAGGCUUUGUUUUAACAAAAUUCAUGAGUUGAAGAGGAUCUGAAAGGUCCUUCAGUCCAACCACCAUGUCAAGAUUCUGAUGCAAGAGCACCAUGAGAAAGUGUUGACAAAAUUGCAUGUCAAUGAUCUUAUAAAAGUAUCAUUAUCUCUCAGCUUUAUUCUUCAAGCAGCUUGAAGAACAGCCUGAUACUCAAGACUUCAUGAAGGAAUAAGUCACAAACACAUAUAAAAAACUAUCCAGGAAAAACAAGACCUGCCUUUCAUCUUCAAGUUAUACUAUUCUUCCAUAGAGAUUUCACCUGAUACUCUUCCUCUCCUUCUUUCAACUAAACCAACUGUAUAGCUAUUCAUUUCACAGCCAUCAUACUAAGGCUAUUCAUUUUUGGAAUACUAGUCCUGCAGGCAGCCUAAAAGUGUAAAAGAGGUGAAAUAGGGCUAUUGGCAGGAGCUACUGACUUCCUUGUCCUAUACUUCAACUGCCCUGCCUUCCUGAAUGUGAUGGUACACCUUACUGAAAGAUGAAUCCCCUCAUUAAGUUCCCAUGUUCAUCUGCUCUUUGCUUGAAUACAUCUGGUGACAGAGAACUGAGUACCCAUUCCCUUUUCAGAUAGCUCUAGUUGCUUGGAAAUUCCUUCUUCCAUUGAGCUCUUCUUCCUCCUUGUGAUAUCCAUGGAAUCCUAGUUCUGCCCUCUAGCACCAAGAAGAAGUCCAAUUCCUUUUCUGCAUGACAGUCCUUCAAACAUUUGAAAAUGGUUGCCACUUCUCCCCAUAGUCUUCUCUUUUUCAGUCUAAAAAUUCCUAAUUCCUUCAAUCUUUCCUCAUAUAAUUUCAUUUUGAGUCUUUCUACCAUCCUGGGUAGCCCUUUCUGGACACACUACAUUUUGUCAAGUGUGCCUCCUUAAUUUUGUCACCCAGAACUGAAGCUAUUUUUUCAAGUGUUAUCUGACAAGAAAAAGGUAGAGUAGGACCGUCACCUCCCUCCUCCUAGAUUUGAUACCUCUCUUGAUGCAGUCCAACAUCCCAUUUGGGUAUUUUUGGCUGCCAUAUCAUAUCACUGACUCUUAUUGAGGAACCAUUUACGAAAUCUUCAAAUCUUCACGUGAGCUACCAAAUAGUCAUGUCUAGCCCAUUUGGGGCCAAAAUGUAAGACUUUCUAUUGUUUCAAUUAAAUUUCAUGUUAGAUUUGCUCUAUUAUCACAGUGUCUUUUUGUCUCUGAUUUAUAUCCUCAGUAAAUUUGGUAAGCAUGUCAUCUAUGCUUUUCUCCUUAUAAAACUAUUGAACCAAACAGCACCAAGGACAGAUCGCUCUAGCAAGCCACUUGGAAGAUUUCUUACCAGGUUGACACAAAUCCAUUAAUCGACACCCUUUAGGUCUGGUCUUUCAAUCAGUUAUGAAUUCACUUAAAUGUUUUUUAGUGAGCCCACAUAUUUCUCAGUCUUGACUAUGAGGAUAUAUCAUUAGAACCUUUGUCAAGUGCCUUGCUGAAAUCCAGAUAUACUGUAAUGACAAUCUUUCCCCUAAUCUACUAGUCUAGUCUACCUGUCAAAAAAAGAAAAUGACAUGAUUUGUCCUUAGAGAACUCAACCUUGGCUCAGCUGACAGAGCAAUUUAUUUAAUAAGCUUAUGUAUAAUUUUGCCAUAUCUUGGGCAUUGUACUUAUUGGUUCAUGGUUUUCAAUAUCCAUCUUUGUUUCCUCCUUUUUGAAAAUUGAAACAUUGGAUCAUCUCCAGUCACAGAACUUCUCCUAUUCUCUAUGAUUCUUUAAAGACCAUUGACAACAAUCACAUCCAUGAGAAUAGAUACUCUGAGAUAUAACUGCAAACCAAGUGUCUUUUCUAAUCUGUAAAACUUUAUGGUUGGACUAAAUAAUUUCUAGUGCUAAUAUCUAUCCAUUCUAGAAUCUACUUUGACUCUGGGUUUUAAAUAUUACAUUGGCUAUAUCUAUGACAUAGGAUCAUGAGCAUCAAUAAUUCUAGAACCAUAUAUAAUGUUAGAACUGCAAGGGACCUUAAAGAUCAUCUUGUCCAUUCCCCUCAUUUUAUCAUUGAGGAAACUGAGAUGAAAUGUCCUGCCUAAGGUAGUUAGUGAUGGAACUAGGAUUAGAAACCAGUUCUCCAGACCUUCAGUGCAGUACUCAUUAUUACACCACAUUUCCCAUGCUCCCCACCCCUCCUGCCAGUUUUAGACAUUUUCUUUGGUAAAUACACCUUUUCUUAGUAUAAGGGGGCAAAUUUCUAUGACAGUAGAUCUCCUGGAAUGGACCUCAGCCUUGCUUCCUAGUGUCAACACAAGACAUCCCCAAUUCCUUCAACCGGUAUUAUUCUUUGGGGCCUGAUGCUAUAAGGAUUCAUCCAAAGUGGAAUUCAGGAGCCAUACUUAUUAAUCCACCUUGUCUUUGUGCUUUACUGUCAUAUCCCCAACCCUACAGAUAGCAGGUACUUAAUAAAUGCUUAGAGAUUGAAAUUUCAGUGAAUUGAGUAUAGCGUAGUGCCUGGUUUUUACUGCUUCUCAUUGCAGUCAGGAGGCAGUACAGAACAGAUGUCUAAUUACAUUACUGGAAGAUGAUGGAGAAAGAAAUAUGGGAAUGGGAGCUACAGGCUUCCAGCAUCGGGCUCUUCUCUGUGUAAGUUGUUAUAAGUGUUUCCUAGUUAUAUCCCUUCCCUGUUCUUUCUCACCAUCAUUCCAUAGUCUGUCCUGGGUGAUACUCAUUCUGAUCCCCCACCUGUGUCUUCCCCAGAGCCCUGCUCUGGACAAUAGGGUGGGGAUGAGCAGAGCCUGGGAGAGGAGGAAAUGGUUUGUGAAGGAGGGAAUGCAACUCUGUACUGUGAAGCCCCACAUGUGAUGGGAGAUACAGGCCACAGAGGAGGGGGACAUGUCAAUAUUGAGUUGUACAUAUAGAAUACAUCUAUGACA